Molecule: messenger RNA, 1215 nt
Organism: Aspergillus melleus
Lineage: Eukaryota; Fungi; Ascomycota; Eurotiomycetes; Eurotiales; Aspergillaceae
Exons: 4
Coding region: 1-1215 (404 amino acids)
Biological process (GO): polyketide metabolic process
Source: RefSeq, a predicted model, not a curated record
AUGACCUCCUCCCCUCCCACUUCCUUUACCCCCGCCAAGUCCCUCGGCCCCGACAUGACUCUCCAAACCCCACUCUCGCGCUGCGGAAAGGGUCCGGGGCUAGUGCUGCUACGCCCGCAAAGUCAUGCAUCUUGUAACGACCAAAAUACUGGGCUGGAUCCGGCUCCAUUGCAGAAGUGGGCCGAGGAGAGCUAUGCCGUGGUGCAGGUCACCAUCAACCCGGGUGACGAGUCGCCACAGGAACGGGUAACUCGAGCGGUUGACGAGCUACGUUCUUUGCCUGAGUGUGAUGAAAAGCAUCAGUUGGGGCUAUUGGUUUACGGCUCGAGGGACGACUACCCUCCCUCCUUCACCACCUUCCUUCGCGAAGUCGCGCGGUCUUUCGCAGCCGUGCUGUCCUUCUCCGAUUACAGCAUCCCCAACGUCCCCGUGCUUCUGCAUCUUGCGGGCCCAGUUGGUGACCAGACGCACUCGCAAGAGACGAAAGUCUACUCGUACCCCGAGGCCUCGUCCUCUCAGUUCAUCGUCCCCGGACAUGCCGAUUUCAUCGCCUCGGCGGCCGGAGUCGCACAUACGCGAUCUCUCACGUUCGUGAAGAAACAUCUGGACGGACCGUAUUUCGAUCUCGAGAAGAUCUGGGAAGAGCACACGUUCUACGAGUUUGACGAGCGGUCGGUCGAAAAGACCAUGGCGACGAUGGUGCAGGAGCCGUAUGUGAAUCACACGACGACGCUGACAGGGGGCAUUGGGCGAGCCAAACUCAGCAAUUUCUACCUCCACCAUUUCAUCUUCCAGAAUCCGGCUGAUACCCAGCUCGAGUUGAUCAGUCGCACGGUCGGCGUGGAUCGCGUCGUAGAUGAAUUUAUCUGCCAUAUGACUCAUAAUAUGCAGAUUGAUUGGAUGAUCCCCGGAAUCCCACCCACCGGCAAACUUCUCCACGUCCCCUUCACAGCGAUCGUCAACAUCCGCGGCGACAGGCUCUACCACGAGCACAUCGCCUGGGACCAAGCGACGGUGCUGGUGCAGCUGGGCUUGAUGCCAGAGUAUCUGCCCUAUCCGUAUGCGCUGGCGGACGGGAAACUGCCGGGGCCGGGCAAGAGGUUCGAGUAUCGUGUUCCGGCAGCGGGGGCUGAGUGUGCGACUAAAUUGCAGAAUGAGCAUUCGGUGGAGUCCAAUGGGAUGUUUGCGUUUGAUAUACGCGAGGUGGGUGCGUGA